Cadophora gregata is the source of this 3345-nucleotide messenger RNA. RefSeq lists its product as uncharacterized. The record is from RefSeq and is a predicted model, not a curated record. Gene Ontology annotation, biological process: regulation of transcription by RNA polymerase II. NCBI's taxonomy places the organism in Eukaryota, Fungi, Ascomycota, Leotiomycetes, Helotiales, Ploettnerulaceae. Gene Ontology annotation, molecular function: DNA-binding transcription activator activity, RNA polymerase II-specific; zinc ion binding. The coding region runs from base 993 to 2117 and encodes 374 amino acids. The transcript is spliced from 6 exons.
CACUCACUCACUCACUCACUCACUCACUCACUCAUUGACGUUAUUCACCAUUUCAGCCCUGCCCGUCAUUUUUUUGGUCCUGCUCGGCCACUCCAGCCUCAGCCUCUGACGCGGCGUGCUGUCGGACGGUCGUAUAUACUGCUCGUUUUCUUGGGCCGGGACCGAUCGAUCAUCAUUCAGAUGCUCGCACGCUGACAGCCGCUCGUCACGCACCUUAGAGAGAAACGAGAGUAAUGGAACCGCAACGCACCGCAUUACAGCACACAUCCAUCAUGGAGCCCUCACCACCCACAUCAAGCAAUGCUGCUGCGCUGAAAAUGUCGGCUCGGAAAACUCAUCGCAAAACGAGGACUGGAUGCAGGACAUGCAAACAGAGGAAAAUAAAGGUGUGUUCCACCCGCGCCUAUCCCGCAUUUUUAUUUGUUUGUUGCUGCUUCCCUGGGGUCGAUGGAUCUGCCGGAUAUCUUCGGCAAGGACCAGAUCAUGACCAUAAUUACACGUGAUCAUCAUAUGCCAGCACGUUGCACACAAAUGCAGUUGCAUGUUUACAUUCUCGCCUCCUGGUUGUAGCUGGGUAAUGAGGUUGGACAUGGCGGUUGCUCGUUCUACGGCUGAAUAGUAUGAGCUGAGCUCGGGAUUCGGACUCGAGAAAUGCGGACCUUGUCAUACUCUGGCAAGCUUUUGGAAGAUGGGAGUUCUCAUUUGACCAAGGUGUUGUGCCUGCGUCAGAAGGAGACUUUGUCAAGGAUGCCAGACGCAGACUGGGUUGUGCAUCCACAUCUCGCUAUUAUCCGAACUCAAUCCCCGCAUUACGAGAGCCUAGAUAAGAUUUAAUCUCUUGUCUGCUUCCGGGUAUUAGCUUGGAGUCCAAUCAUCUUACACUCUUUUACUUUACCACGUCUACACGAAUUUUGGCUACAGCCUCAAGUCUUCAAAGCCGCUGCCAUCAGAAUUUGUCUUUUUUGUCUUGUCAACUUCUUCAUUUCUCCAAAAUGCUUAUUGGGUGUGACGAACAAAAGCCGUCAUGUAAUAAUUGCAUCAAACACUCGGUCCAAUGCGACUUUUUGGCGUCCCAGAAUUUUGGCGGAGGAAAUGGACUUCCUCAUAACGGUGCACAAUCUUCCCAUACGAGUCCUCACGGCGGCAGCCUCACGCAUUACGAUGCCCUCGGCGGAAGUCCAGGGAGAGGACCAUCCAGUGGUCUAAAUCUUUUGGACUUGGAACUACUUCACAACUAUGUCACUUCAACUGCUUUCACCAUACACACCGAUCCCGCAAUGAAAAUUGCGUGGAGGAUUAACGUCCCUCAAGUAGGAUUCGCGUAUGAUUAUGCCAUGCGUGGGAUUUUGGCUCUGUCGGCUUUACAUAUGGCUCAUUAUAAACCUGAUAAGAGAGAAUUCUACAUCGCGCAAGCUAUGAUUCAGCAUCAGACAGGUCUACGUGUAGCGACCGAAGUUUUAGCGAGUGUUACAGAAGAGAAUUGCACUGGUGUCUACACCUUCUCCGCCCUCACCAUCUUCUUCACCCUAGCCAGUCCCCGCAAACCAGGCGAUCUCCUCCUAGUAGGAGACAACGGAAUGGCAGACUGGCUAUUCCUCGUCAAAGGCACCAGUUUCAUAGUCAACAGCUACGAGGAAUCCCUCCGACAAGGCCUACUCGGCCCCAUGUUCAUCUCAGGCACUCGCCAGUCCGCCCUCCGCACGCAAUAUCUCGCCGAGAAAUCACAACAAGACGACCCCCUCGUCGAGCUCAGCGGUCUCAUAGCGCAGAACAGUACCGACGAGCGUAACAAGCACAUCUAUCUCGCAGCCAUUGAGACCCUGCGGAAAUCGUUCGCGUUCUAUGAUAGGCCUGGACCGCCGGGGUAUGAGACGGGUGAUGUGUUUAUUUGGAUCUUUGAAGUGACGGAGGAGUUUCUACAGUUGUUGAGGGAGCAUACGCAGGAGAGUUUGACGAUUUUCUCGUACUUUUGUGUGGUGCUAAAGAGGCUGGAUUCACAUUGGUGGAUGCAGGGGUGGAGUACGCAUAUUAUUUCGAAGAUUUGGAAUUUGUUGGAUGAAGAGCAUCGACUUUGGAUACGAUGGCCGCUGGAAGAAAUAGGCUGGCUUCCCAUGUAAUACCACAACACUUUUACGAUGUUUCAACCAUCGACCUUCCCAAUCACCAACUCUGCACCAACCUAUUACGCCAAUUCUUCUACAACAAACAUGUUGUUCAUCAGCUGGAUCAAUCAUACUUGAAAAUUAGACAAAUUCAGCACAAUUUUUCCUAUUUGCUACUUAGCAUCGUUCUGUCCCGAUUACUGUACGGUCAGGCUCAUGUAAGUAGUGUUUGUUCCGGAGAGAGGGAGAACGGGUACCAGGGUUAGCGAUGGGGGCAUGGUUGAGGCAAAGGCGUUGGCUGCUGUUUACACUUCACCUGUAUAAAAUUAUUUUGGUUGAGAAGAUGAGGCGGGCAAGUAAUUUGUGUUAUCAGGCCACCGCAGAAGUUAGUUGUAUGAGUAUGUACUUUGUCUAAUGUCUUUGAAGAUAUACAGGGCGAUUUGCAGCAUGUUUUGAGCAUUGUACUAAGAGCAAGCCAUGGAAUGCAAAUUCUGUACAUUAAGAGAGAGCAUAAUUGUCCUGAUCCGUCGACUUCAAGCAUCAUCCUCGAUAUCAAAAUCAAGAUAGCCUCAGAGUCUUAACGAGAAUGGAAGCCAAGCAUCAGACAGACAAUAUCAACAUCCAGAUGAAAUCUCAAAUCUGGGGAACGCCACGCCCAAUCAACAACACCCGAAAGACACAAAUUCAAACCGAGGCUACCAAUCAACCCCUUAUCCUCCCCCAUCCAGUCCUUCCCCGCGUUAUUCCAUCGUCGCCAACCCAACCCACAUGUGUUCUCCAUUUAGAAGUCAAGACCGACGACGAUGCUUGGAAAAGCGGACAUGUGACGCGCUUGGCACCAAUUGCUGUUUGGAGUGAGUAGUCGCCGGUGCAUGAUGAAGGCUCUAGCGAGUCGAGUCGAGCGAGUCGAGCGUCCCUCCCUCCCGGCGAAAGACUCGAGGCGAAGGGCAGGGCAAAUCAAAUCAAAUCAGGGGACGUCAGGAUGGGAAUGUUCCGUUAUUAUUGACAUGUGAAGGCGGGAGGACGAGACUGCGUGCGGGACAAUCUUUUUAUUUUUAUUUUACCUAGGUUCAAUGGUAGGUAGAGGAUGAUGAUACAUACUGUAGUAAUACUUAUGAUCUCAAAACUCAAGAUGAACAUUAUUUUGUAUUCUGUGAAGUUAGAAACGCGGACUUGAGAUACUGCAAAGAGUAAGUGUUGCGUCUUAGACCCGGAGCAGCUUUCCCAUCCCUCUCGGCAGCUC